GGAUUACUAGCCCAGAGCAAUGAUUAUCUGUAAUCGUCUUCAUAAUUACGGUGUGUCAAUGAGUCUUUGUGUGGGUACUGAGCCCAGAGCAAUGAUUAUCUGUAAUUAUCUUCAUAAUUGCGGUGUGUGAAUGAGUUCGUUGUGUUUUCCCCUCCACUAACGACUGGGAACACUACAUCCUAUAUCCCGACUUUCCUUGCUUGCCCUAGGCGAUCUGGCCACACUUUACUCGGGUGCGUUCUGACUAGGGGUACAUUCCGGCGGCUACAGCGCUUUCACCCGUUUGUUCUUUCAGUGCUCAAACAUUUUAUUUUCAUUUUUAUUUUAUUUAAAACUAUACGUGCAUCGUUAUGUUUAACUCAGGAUCGAUUUAAUGCUACCCAAGCGCCCGACCAUGACGUCACACAUGUAUAUAUGACUGAAUCGUUUGUAACUUGGAAGUUUUGUUUGGAUUUCAUUCUUCAGAGUUCGAAGAUGAAGCUGGCAUUGUGUGGUGCCCUUUUCCUGUGCUGCGUGGUGCUGGCCGCGGCCGUGCCUUCACGUCGUGAGGAGGAGCUGCUGUCUGAUUUAGAAGACUUGGUGGCCGGACUGAAAGAAAACCUGGAGGUGGAAAUGGAGAUGCGAGACCAGGAGGCCGACGAGGGCAUGCUAGACCUGCAGGAGCUGGAGAUGGAGAAGCGCGGAUUAGGAGAGUGUAUGGCUAAAUGCCCUCCCAGGGUCCAAUCUUGCAGGGCGGCUUGCAUGCGGCAGUACCGUGGAUAGUGGAGUUAGCAUUCCACAGACUACCCCAGCCCCACGCCUGUUUGCAUGCAGAAUUGCAUGCAGGGAUAGUUUCAUUGUGCUGGUACAUAGAUAGACGAUAAAGGCUUUGAUACACGACCAAAGGGGUGUUUACCUGUUGUCCUGGUACUUCUGCUACGUUUCUCGAGACAAACUAGAGUUCGGAGACCUCAUACCUCCAUGAAAUAUUCUGAUUAUGCAAAUGACUUUCACAUU
Messenger RNA from Branchiostoma floridae (Florida lancelet), 996 nucleotides. RefSeq lists its product as uncharacterized. The record is from RefSeq and is a predicted model, not a curated record. The transcript has 4 exons. The coding region runs from base 415 to 762 and encodes 115 amino acids. NCBI's taxonomy places the organism in Eukaryota, Metazoa, Chordata, Leptocardii, Amphioxiformes, Branchiostomatidae.